Messenger RNA from Rhincodon typus (whale shark), 4681 nucleotides. RefSeq lists its product as uncharacterized. The transcript has 6 exons. Bases 175 to 813 code for a protein of 212 amino acids. The record is from RefSeq and is a predicted model, not a curated record. Lineage: Eukaryota; Metazoa; Chordata; Chondrichthyes; Orectolobiformes; Rhincodontidae.
UGGCUAUAAAGAAAGAACAAGCAAUGCUGUGAGAUACAUCAACAACAACAACAAAAACAGAAGUUUCUGGAGAAGUUCAGUAAGUCUGGCAGCAUCUGUCAAGAAAAAACUCAGAGUUAACGUUUUGGAUCCGGUGACCCUUCCUCAGAACUGUGAGAUACAUCAAUUGUCAGGAUGGGUUUUAUUUAUCAUGCAACUGCUCUUUUGGCAUUAAACAUGAAUGGUUUACUUGCUGUUCUUGCAUGUUUGGAUGAGUCGAGCAGAAAUGCAACUCUUGGAGAAAGCAUCUUCCUGAAUCCAAACUACACAUAUUGUGAAAUGUGUUCAGUUGAAUGGACAUUUUCUUCAAACUCAGAGAACCGUCGCAUUUCUUCUUAUGUCAAAAACAAAGGACCAGCUUCUGAAACUGUCUUUAGUGCAUUCAAACAGAGGGUGAACAUUGAAGAUGAUGGCUUUUUUUUACGACUUCUAUCUAUUCAGUUUAAUGAUACAGGAAAAUAUAUUCGAACUUUCACAGCAUCAGAUGGAAUGGAAAGCUGUGUAAGCAUAAUAAUUAAUGUAUAUGCAGAAUCCGAAGUAAAGACGUUUGAGGUAAACCAGUCAAAUGCAGAAGUCCAUAGCUCAAGAAUAAUAACACACAUUUCAGCAUCAGUUGUUGGAUCCAUAUUUGGAGUGAUAAUCUUGGUUCUGAUUAUCUGGAUUGUAAUGAAAUUAACUAGAAGAAGAGUAGCAUCAGGAAAAAAAAGUUCAUUAUCGAUCCAGAUGUCAUCUUAUCCAAUUUAUGGCAAUUGGAAAAACCCAACAUAUGCUUGAAAAGAAGAAUGAAAGAGACAACCUGAUAACACGUUUGAUUAUAUCACUUGCCUAAAUGUCGCAAAUGAAAAUGGCAUACUUUGACAGGAAAUUUUGCAGACAAAAGUUACCGUGUGACAACAUUUUAUGCAUUCAUUUUCAGUAAUCAUGUUUGUAAUUUCCUUUAGGUGGUAGUUUACCUCAUUGCUAAACCUAAACUAAGGAAUGUAUUACAAAUCACUGAAACCUGGUAGUCAGUUUUGAAUUUGAAAUACUUUAAAGUUAACUUGAAUUCAUUUUGAAUAAUCUGACUGACAUACAAUAUUUACAUUUUGUUCAAUUCAGAAUACUUAAUAUUCAGCACAAUAUUUCUUGUUACAUGCACACCAGUUCUAUGUCGGCCCAACACAGUGGUAAGCUGUUUGUAUCUGUUGCUGGAAUCACAGAUAGACAGUUUUAUUCAAGUUCAUUUUGUCUUGUUUAAAUAGCCAUCUUAUGGUGGCUAUUUAUCUGCUUUUUUUUGGUAACCUUCAGACAUCUGGCAUAGUGGGAUGGGUGUGCUGGAUGUAUGCCAUGCACUUAAUGAUGUCUAUUUGAUUAAGAAAAUAAAUGCAGGGCUAGGGGACAAGGCAUUGUGUGGGGCACAGUGGGUUUAACAUCCUCUUGCACUGUAAACAUUCCAUGAUUCUGCCAACUAACUUCAAGGUCAAUUCUAACUCAGAAAGAGAAUUGCUGAUGGGUGUGGCAGUGUGGGUAGGGUGGAGUGAGGGAGAUGUUAGCUGUGGGAGUUGCAGGUGACAAACUGUUGAACCCUCUGAACAUAGAACAUAGAACAUUACAGCGCAGUACAGGCCCUUCGGCCCUCGAUGUUGCACCGACCUGUGAAACCAAUCUGAAGCCCAUCUAACCUAAACUAUUCCAUUAUCAUCCAUAUGUUUAUCCAAUGACCAUUUAAAUGCCCUUAAAGUUAGCGAGUCUACUACUUUUGCAGGCAGGGCAUUCCACGCCCUUACUACUCUCUGAGUAAAGAACCUACCUCUGACAUCUGUCCUAUAUCUAUCACCCCUCAAUUUAAAGCUAUGUCCCCUCGUGCUAGCCACCACCAUCCGAGGAAAAAGGCUCCCACUGUCCACCCUAUCUAAUCCUCUGAUCAUCUAGUAUGUCUCUAUUAAGUCACCUCUUAAACUUCUUCUCUCUAACGAAAACAGCCUCAAGUCCCUCAGGCAUAAGUACUUGAAAUUCUGCCUCCCUGGCCUCAGUUACACACCCUGAGUGGUAAUCCCACCCAAAGCCAGUGAGAAAGAUAUCACUGCAGACAGAUGGGUGUCAAAAUUCUUGGGUAUUCGGAGAGCUGGGAAACAAAGAUUGCUUUUGAUUGCAGCAAAGCUCAGGAGAUAUCGGCCAAAAAUUUGACUGUAAAUUAUUCUAGGCUUAAAUGAUAAGGUGCAGUGUGUUUCAUUUGUAACUUAUGAUUAUUUAUGCCCAUUCAGCUCACUGAACAGAAUAAUAUGUGGAAUGAGAAAGGAACUUUCAACUCAUCAGCUCAUUAUUUCUUCCAGUGUUACAAAACCUGUCCUCUUCUGGGUCUUACUUCACUUGCUCACAGAGAUACUUGUACCAAACAAGUCGGAUUAAUAAUUUUUUGUUUUUUAAAAAAAUAAUACAUUAAUUAGUUCAUUUACUUUAUGCAAGCUACCAAAUCCACUAAAAUAGUCCACAGGGAAAUUCACAGUCAUGAAUUUAUCACAUUUCCUGCAGAAAACAGUUCCAAGCCUUUGCUUUCCCUCAAGUAGCUUCUGCAAAAUUUUUACUCAUCAUCCACAAAUUUGAUAAAAUUGCCAAACUAUCACACAACACCCAAAAACAUCACAUAAGUGCAAUGUUCUCUAUUGACCCUGCAAACUCUGCUGGAUCAGCACUAAAAGAUAUCAGCAUUUCCAAUCCUGGAAAACUUGGAUCAUUGAUUUUAGCAAAUUCACAUUGAUGAACUCUCAAGUGUUACUCAAUCUACUUCCCCAGAAUAAAAUAUGAAUCUUUCAUGACAACAACGUUAUGACUGAAUUUGGAGGGGUGCACUAAUCCCAUCUGUUCCACUGGUCAUAACAUGUUUUUGAUUCAACCAGGUUGGUAAAAUGGGGAAUCAUAUUGGUUUUAGACUGUAUUGAUGUACCAAUUGGUACAGUAUGGUCAGUAUUAAAAACAAGUUAGCAUGUAUUUAAAACGGUGGCUCAGUAGUUAGCACUGCUGCCUUACAGCAUUAAAGACCUGGGUUCAAUUCCACUGCCAAGUGACUGCUUGUAUGGAGUUUGCACAUUCUCCCCGUGUCUGCGUGAGUUUCCUUCAGUUUCCUCCCACAGUCCAAAAAUGUGCAGGUUAGGUGCAUUGGCCAUGCUAAAUUGCCCAUAGUGUCCAGGGAUGUGCAGGUUAGCUGGGUUAGCCAUGGGAAAUGCAGGGUUAUAGGUAUUAGGUGGGAUGCUCUUUGGAGGAUCAGUGUGGACUUGAUGGGCCGAAUGGCCUGUUUCCACACAGUAGGGAUUCUGUGAUUAAAAACUUACCUGAACAAAGAUAAUUGAGAAACAGAUUUGAUUUUAUAUACCUUUUUUUUAAAGAAAAGGAAACUAACAUACACAAACAUACUCAAGCCUGGCAAAAGACAAAUAAAAAUGAAAAUUCUGCAGAUUAUUUAAAGUAUUUUGGUCAAGUAAAUUUUACUCUAAUUAGAAAAGGAUAAGUCACUCAUUGUCCUAAAUGGUAUUCCGUGCUUGAAGUUGUUCUGCAUCCACAAGCUUCUGGUACUGGUGUGUUUCCCUGGAACAGUUACAGCUGGCUGAAAUCUUUUUGCUGGAGACAGUGAGUAGUUUCCAAAAACCCAUCACUAGAAGUUCUCCAUGAAUGAUUAAACUGAUUUCAGGUGGGCUUUCAACUCGCAUACUUUGCUGAGAGGUAUUGCAGACAAAGGCUGCAAUGGACUAUUACUUCUCAGACAGGCCUUAACAUUUCUCCAAAAUAAACAAGAACUACGGAUGCUGAAGAUCUGAAACAUAAGAAUCUGAUGAAGAGUCACUGGACUGGAAAUGUUAACUCUGCUUUCUGUCCACAGAUGCUGCUAGACCUGCUGAGUUUCUCCAGAAAUUUCUGUUUUUUUUUCUCAAGUUUUCUGAGUUCAGAAAUAUAACAGUCUUAUUCAACACACAAACUAGGCCAUUUUCUUUUAAUGUUUUCCAAAGUAAGAAGACAUCCAAGCUAUCAGUUCCUUUCAGCUACAAAGUUGAUAUUAUUGUGCCUCUGCCUUCUCUUUCACAAAGUGUCCUUUGUUUAAAGGUUCAAGAUAUAUUUUCAUUAGUCCAUGUGAUCUUUUUUAAAAAUAUUUUUGUAUCACAUCUCUUCGUAAUGGUGAUUUGUAUGGUGUUGAAAUAUUGAUUAUUUUCAACAAAGCUAAUUUCCAUAACAUUUUUGUUGAACAUCUCUCACUAAAACAAAAUGUAGUACCAAUCUUAUGUAUUAUGGCUUUUAUCUGUUAAAUUUACAAUUCAACCAAAAUAAAAAGAAAAUGAACAUGGCUGGGUUCCUGAUCCAACUUGUGGUUGGUGGACUUGAAGCAGUAACAGCUCUGUAAUUUGGCAUAAGAAGUACACUUUUUACUUUGUCAGUAAAACAGUGAAAAUAGUGCUGGGAUGAUAUUUUCAAUGUUUAGCACCAUUCUGGUGAACCAAAUUUGCAUGUUUUCUUUCAUGUGGAGGAUGCAUCUUUGUUAAUUACACAUGGAGAGGCAAAUAAAUUAACAAUAUGAAUAAAGCAGAAUGAGUCCUAGGUUGCGCUACUUAAAGGAUCAAAGAAUACAUUGUAACUGGGAUGUUUUUGACUUGCUGAAAUAAACAUUUUGGAAAUA